UGAUGAUAGCUUGGGAUACGACUUCCCAUUCACGUUACGAGCCGUGGCCAGUGGGGGUCGCAUUUGUGCGCUCUGCCCAUGGUCGCGGUUUUGCCGAGGAUGUGAAAUCCCUUGCAACGAUGAGCCUCUUCUUCAGGGACUAACCUGCUCCGGUCGAUCAUCUAGCAACAACUCAACACCAAAUCUAUCCUCGCGCGAGCAGACGCCAACCUUCCGGCGGAAAACGUACGGUAGUUCGACGACCUCGUCGCUGGAUGGCAUGCAAUCGUCCCCGACACCGUCGCUACGAACGAUCAACACCAACAGCAUACAGAUUGCCAUCGAUUGGGAUCCGACGGCGCUGCACUUACGGUACCAAAGCACCCGCGAACGGCUAUGGACGGAACACGAAUCCGUGGCCAUCUGCCGCAAGCAACAAACUGAACCCGUUGACCUGGAUCACUGCCUACGAGCCUUUACCUCAGAGGAAAAGCUAGAACAAUGGUACCAUUGUUCGCACUGUAAGCAGAAGAAACCAGCUACGAAGAAGCUGCAAAUCUGGAAACUUCCCCCGGUGCUGAUCGUUCAUCUGAAGCGUUUCAACUUCGUGAACAACAAAUGGGUCAAGUCGCAAAAGGUGGUCAACUUCCCGUACGACGAGUUCGAUCCGACGCCGUACCUGGCUUCGGUCCCCCAGGAGACCAUUCUGCGGCACAAGGAACUGCUGGAAGGCGGCGUCGGUGUCGGCAUCUACGACGGACGGAAUCACGACUGUCACGACGAAAUCGUUGAGUUUGACCGGGAAAUGUCGAUGAUCGAUGAGGUGAGCGAUGAGGUGUCCAUCUCUUCCAUUACCGGAACGAUCGGUCACGGUAGCGAUGGCGAUGACUACGAUGACGACAACGAGGAGGAGAAUGGCCAGCAGAGUGACAUCAACAGUAGUACUAUUACGCCGGCCAUUGUUGGUACCCAGCCGGUGGUUAUGGUUCGAUCGGAAGGGGCUUCCGGUGACGACAGCCCCAGUAGAGCCAAGGGUCGUUUGAGUAUAAAAUCUAAGGGACAGCGGAAGCGACUGGUUUCCUCGAGUUUGACCAAGACACCGGUGAUCGAUGGGCAGUUUACGGACUUCCACAAACACCAUCUGAAGCCGGAACGGGAUCCUUUCGAUCUGAAAUAUCAACUGUAUGCCGCUGUGUGUCACUCCGGAAUGCUGAACGGCGGCCACUACAUCUCGUACGCGGCCAAUCCGAAUGGGUCGUGGUAUUGCUACAACGACAGCUCCUGCCGGGAGAUUCCCUCCCGGCCGAAGAUCGAUCCCAGCACGGCGUACCUGCUGUUCUACGAACGGCGCGAUCUGGACUACGAUCCGUACCUGCCGAAGGUGGACGGCCGACAGAUCCCACCGGAGCACCUGGCCGAGUUCGAGGAGAGCGAGAACGAGCUGAAGAAAAUGUGCACGCUUAUGUAGAAGAUAGCCCCGGCGCUGACCGGCCCCGUUCGGGGCCUCGGCGCAACUACGCUAGGUAAAUUCUUCAACCUCUCGCUGCUGCCUUCCUCCGGUAAGUAGAGGAAACCUUCCAAGCACUCACGAGCGACGAUGCGGUUUUAGGGUUUUGUCGUCGUACAAAGCGCGCGGAAGUCAACGUGCGCCAGCGGUGAUGAUGACGCCAAAUCCGUUGCAAACACGGCUCCAGAGAUCUGUUCCUUCAUCUGAUUGAGACAAAUAGGAAGAAGAAAAAAAAACGCACCAGUCAGGGUGUGGUGUGUGCGCUGAUGUGCUGUUUUUUUUUAACUCUUACAGUGUAUUAAUUACGUAUCAUAGUGGUGGUUAUAGAAGAGACCCCAAGAUAUUCAUCAGCACUGGAAAAUUAUUGUUUUCCUUUUCUGCGGCUGUUGUAUUCUUUAUUCCCAACGCUUCGUUUUAGAGCUUAUCAAUCAAAACAAAUGUUUACACCUACCUAUUCCUCACGCGUAAGAAGCAAUUUUCUCUUUUUAAGUAUGUAUUUGGUGGGGUUGUAUCCCUUUUUGGCGUAAUAGUCGUUUGGCCAAAAGGGAUAGAGCCAUCUAUAAUAGGCAUAAAAUGAUACCAACUAAUAGUGUAGCAUGGCCAAUCGGGAAGAAAUGCGGUGGGACGCGUUCCGUCCCGCAUCGUUUCCCCUCUGCUGUAGGAUUUUAGUAUCGAUACUAGCUUUAUUAAUGUAUUAAGCGAAACAACACUUAGAUAAAUCCAAUCAAUUAAUAAUCAAAGAGAAUUACCUACCGGGUACUGUGUUUAGACAAGACAUUCGUGCAUGCUAGCUAAUAAGCGACUAAAAACAUUCCGAUUUAUUGUAAACGGUGGACUUGUGUGCAAACAAGACAAACAAACGUCAUCAAUCGCUACUAUCGAUGUAGAGGAGUGAUUAAGUAAAUUAAAUUAUUUAGAUAUGGCAAUUGCAAUUGGAUGAAUCCCACUGUCAGGGGGAGACGUAAGCUUAUGUUGCUUGUAAUACAGGGGAUUUAUUAGGCAAUCGGACACAGAAAGGUUGGAAGGGGUUUAAAUUUAUUCAGAACUUGUUCAUGGAAAACUGGUGGAAUUUAUUUACUUGUUCUCUUUUUAUUCAGUAAUAAAUGUAAUCACAAUCAUGUUUCGGAACUCGGGCAGCAUGGGUGACCCUAACGAUCAUCUUGCUCGUACUUCGCCCUUAACACCACUCAAGGAUAAUGAGCAAUAAUUGCCAAUUAUUACUUCUUUUGGGAUAUUUUUACCUUCUGUUUCUUCAAAGUAGCAUUGAGCAAGUUUGGCUGAGACAUCGAUUCGAAUCGGACCAGCAGAAUCGAUUCGUCGAAUUAAUCGAUUGCUUUGAAUCGAUGUUUUCACAUCGGUUCGGUAUUAUUAAAUGUUACAAAACCAUAAAAUGCUUGCAGCAUGGAGUACAAGUUAAUGGGAUGAUUUAUUUGUCUUAAUACAUUUAUUAUCAUAAAUUGUACAUCGAACCGUCUCUGGAGGAAUUCCUGGAUGAAUCCUUGGAAAAUUCCUGCAGAAAUACCCUGAGGACUCCCUGGAGAAAUCGUUGGAUGCAUGCCUGGAGCAUAUUCUGGAAGAAAUGUUGAAGGAAUCUUUGGAUGAACUCCUAGAGGAUUCUCUAAAGGAAAUCUGGGAGAAAUCCCUGUAGAAGAAACAUCUUCACGAAUGUUUGGAGGAAUCCUUAGAGAAAUUUCUGGAGAAAUUCUUGGAAGAACUCCUGAAGGACUUUUUGAAAAAAAUCGUUGGAGGAAUCCCUGAAGCAAUUUCUGGAGGAACCUCAGGAGGAAUGCCUGGAGGAUCUUCUGGACAAAUUCCUGGAAGAAUCCCUGGUGGAACUCCUGGAGAAAUUCCUAGAGAUAUUCUUGAGGAAAUUUCUGAUUCACUGGAGUAACCUUCAGAGGAAUUCUGGGAGGAAUUCCUGGAGAAAUUUUUGAAGAAAUUCCUAGAGGUAUUCCCCGAGAACUAUAUUUGGAGGAAUCGUCGGACAAAUUUCUGAAGUAAUCUUUAUAAAAAUCCUAAGAGGAAUCGCUGGAGAAAUUGCUGAAUAAAUUCCUAGAGGAGUUCCCAGAGGAAUUCCUGCAUGAAACCCUGGAAUAAAUUCCACAAAGAAUUUCUAAAGGAAUCCAUGGAGGAUUUCCUGGAGGAAUUGCUGAAGGAAUUUACGAAGGAAGGAAUUCCUGGAUCAAUUCUGGGAAGAAUUCCUGGAGAAAUUCCUGAAGAAAUACCUGGGGUAAUUCCUGGAGAAAAUCUUGGUGGAAUUCCCAGAGAAAUGUGAUGGACUCCGGAGAAAUGCCGGCAUGAAAUCCACGAAGAAUGUCUGGAAGAAUGCCUGGAAUAAUUCCUGGAUAAAUUCCGUGAGCAAUUUCUGGGGGCAUUUCUGAAGGAAUCCCUGGAGAAUUUCCAGGAGGAUUCCUGAACAAAUCCUUGAAGGAAUUCCUAGAAGAAUCUCAGAAGGAAUUGCUGUAGAAAUUCUUAGAAUAGGGAAUCGCGCCACUUGGGCGGUGGCUUCUAUAUACGUUUGUUUUCCACUAUAACUCAGUCAAAUUUGAACCAAUUGACACAACUUUUGAAAUGUGGCGAGAUAGGUAUAGUAUCUACCCGUGUACAACAUUUCAAGUCAAUUGGUUCAAAAUUGACUGAGUUGUAGUGGAAAACAGACGAAUAUAGAAGCCACCGCCCAAGUAGCGCGAUACCCUAAUUCGUGGAUAAUUUCCGGGAGGAAUUCCUGGGGAAAUUUCUGAAGGAAUUCCUAGAGGAUUUUUUGGAGAAAUUGCCGUAGAUAUUGUGGAGGUAUUCCUAAAAGAAUUCCUGGAGGCUUAGCACAAUUCCAAGAGAAAUCCCUGGAGACAUGUCUGUAGGAAUUCCUGGACGAAUCUCUAAAAAAAUCCCUAAGAAAUUUCUAAAGGAAUUCCUGGAGAAAUCCCUGCAUACAUUCCAUGGCGAAUCCUUAGAGAAGUCCCUGGAAAAAAAACUGUAGAUUUUCCAUGAAGAACUACUAGAGCACUUUCAGGAGGAAUCUCUAGAGGAAUAGCUGUAGGAAUCUCUGAAAAAAUUCAUAGAGGAAUCUCUAGAGAAAUUUCUAGAGGAAUUCCCGGACGAAUCCCUGUAAGAGUUUCUAGAGGAAUCCUUGUGGGAAUUUCCAGAGGAAUCCUGGAGGAAUCCCUUGAGAAAUUCUUGGAGGAAUCCCAGGAUGAAAUCCAAGGAUCAAUUUCUAGGAGAAGUUUCUGAAGAAAUCCAAGGAGGAAGUACUGAAGAAAUCACUGAAACUCCAGAGGAAAUCCUGAAGGAAUCCUAUAAAGAGUAUGCAGUGGAACUUUUGUAGCAAUGCCUGAAGGAGUUCCUGAGAAACCACAGGAGGAAACUUGAAAGCAAUCCCAAGAGAAAUUCCUAAGGGAAUCUCUAAACAGGAAGGAAUCCCAAAGAGAGUGCUCGGAGGCAUUUUCAAAAUAAUCCUGGAAGUUGUUCCCGAAAGAAUCACAGAAGGAAUUUCCAGGUGAAUCCCUGGAGGAACCUUGGAGAAAUUUGAAUUGAAUUAUGAAUCCCGGAAGCAAUUCCUUGCGAAAUUCCUUAGGGAAUCUCACGAGAGUUUUCUUAGCAAAUUCCUGGAAGAAUUUAUGCAGCAAUCCCUGGAUAAAAAUUUGAAGAAAUUCAUGUCUGCAGUAAUUUCUAGACGAAUUAUUGAAGGAAUACUUGGAUGGACUCCUAAUGGAUUUUUAAAGAAAUUCCUGGAAUACCUAAUUUUUGAAUAACCUCUCUAGCAAACUUAUCUGAAAGAAUUUCUGUAACACAUUCCUGCAGAAAUACUUCGAAUAGUUGCAAAUGGAAUUAUUAGAGCAUUCUCCUGCGAAAUUCUGAAAGGAAUAUAUGUAGAAAUCCUUGAAGAAAUCUCUGAAGUAAUAGCUGCAGAAAUACCUUAACCCUUUGAAGCCGGAAUUUUUCCAAGCGUUCUUUUGGAGUUUUUUCUACAUUUUUCUGUAGUUUUGGUAUUCAAUAGUAUAAAAACGGUAGAAUAUUAUGCUGAAUAUUUUUUCUGGACAUCCUAGGUCAUCCAAACUAUUCUUGAGUUUAGAUCCUAAAGUCUAUGGCUGUAACGGUAACUUCUUUCAUUAUACAAAGCUGCGAUUUGCAAUCUAUCAUGUCCAGUAAGUCUUCUGAAAAUUCAAUAGACAGUAACAGAUCAUUUGGGAUAUCCUAGAUCAUCCAAACUGUUCUUGAGUUUAGAUCCUAAAGUCCACGGGUGUAACGAUAACUGAUUUCAUUAUACAAAGCUGCGAUUUCUAAUCUUUCAUGUCCAGUAAGUCUUCUGAAAGGUAAAUAGACAAUUUCACAUCGGUCGGGAUAUCCUAGGUCAUCCAAACUGUUCUUGAGUUUAGAUCCUAAAGUCUACGGGUGUAACGGUAACUGCUUUCAUUAUGCAAAUCUACGAUUUGUAAUCUAUCAUGUCCAGUAAGUCUUCUGAAAGGUAAAUAGACAAUAUCACAUCGGUCGGGAUAUCCUAGGUCAUCCAAACUGUUCUUGAGUUUAGAUCCUAAAGUCUACGGGUGUAACGGUAACUGCUUUCAUUAUACAAAGCUGCGAUUUCUAAUCUUUCAUGUCCAGUAACUCUUCUGAAAGGUAAAUAGACAAUAUCAGAUCAGUCGAGAUAUCCUAGGUCAUCCAAACUGUUCUUGAGUUUAGAUCCUAAAGUUUACGAGUGUAACGGUAACUUCUUACAUUAAAAGCUAUGAUUUGUAAUCCAUCAUGUCCAACAAGUCUUCUGAAAGUUACAGUUGUUGUUUUUAUCAACUAAGCUUCAUAACAGUAGGGAGCCCAUAAUAUCCCAAAAAUAUAUAAAAACGCGUAUUACUCCUCUAACUGCUUUGGUAAGUACAGCGGAUUAUGUAACAUCUUAACGUUGUGGAAAAAGCUAUUAUCACAAGUGUAGACCUGAAGCUAUGGUCUCCGGAGUAGUGAUGUUGAUCUGGAAUAUCUCAAAACUAUCAUUACAGAUUACAGUCUAAAGUUCAUUGUGAGGCUAACUACUGUUACUAUCAAGAGCUAAACUUCAGGAUAGUUUGGACGACCUUCAAUGUCCCAAAGGUUCAUAAAAAUAUAUAGUACACUUUAGGUUGGUCCAGUCACCGCUAUUGAUUAUGAAACGUUACUCAGUAUGUCAGAUAUAGCUGAUGUUACGAGUGUAGACCUGAAGUUCUGAACUCAUGGAUAGUUUGGCUGACCUGGAACAUUCCCAAAGUGUCUCUAAAUGACAUUUGAGAUUUUAAGAUCUUCACGGAUGUCAGCAGAUCCUAUGCUAUUAUUUAUGGUGAAAACACAAAGUUUUUCUUGUAGAUUUGAAGGGCUUCAUUAUAGAACAGUUUGGACGACCGUGAAUGUCCCAAAGGUUUAUAAUAAAAAAGAACUUCAGAUUGUUCCAGUAACUGCGGUUGAUUAUGCAGCGUUACUCAGUAUAACAGAUAUGGAUACAGUUACGAGUGUAUACCUGAAGUCCUGAACUCCAAGGAAGUUUGGCUGACCUGGAAUAUCCCUGUAGUGUCUCUAAAUGUCAUUUCAGAUUUCAAGAGCUUCACGGAUCUCAGCAGAUUAUGCUAUGCUAUUAUUUAUGGUGAAAACACAUAAAAUUUUUCUUUUAGAUUUGAAGUGCUUCAUUAUAGAACAGUUUGGACGACCGUGAAUGUCUCAAAGGUUUAUAAUAAAAAAAAUGGACUUCAGAUUGGUCCAGUAACUGCGGAUGAUUAUGUAGCGUUUCUCAGUAUAACAGACAUGGAUACUGUUACGAGUGUAGACCUGAAGUCCUGAACUCCAAAGUAGUUUGGCUGACCUGGAAUAUCCCUGUAGUGUCUCUGAAUGACAUCUGAGAUUUCAAGAGCUUCGCGGACCCCAGUAGAUUAUACAAUACUAUUAUAUAUGGUGAAAACACAUAAAAUUAUUCUUGUUGAUUUGAAGGACUUUAUUAUAGAACAGUUUGGACGACCCUAGAUGUCCCAAAGGUUUAUAAUAAGCUCUUAGACUUCAGAUUGCUGCAGUAACUGCGAUUGAUUAUGUAGCGUUUCUCAGUUUAACAGAUAUGGAUACUGUUACGAGUGUAGACCUGAAGUCCUGAACUCCAAGGUAGUUUGGCUAACCUGGAAUAUCUCUAUAGCGUAUAUAAAUGACAUUGUAAAUGCCAAGAGCUUCACGGAUCCCAGUAUCUUUUGCAAUGCUAUUAGUUGUGGCGGAAAUGCAUAAAAUUAUUCUUGUUGAUUUGAAGGACUUCACUACAGGACAGUUUGGAACACCUAGAAUAUCCCAGAAUAUAACACCUUUUGAUAUUCUUGAUGAAGGCUAAAUUAGCAUUAGCAUUAGCAUUAAGCGAGUCGCACAAAUUCGUAGGUGGUACAGUCCUAGACCGCUGUUAUGAGGGUUGCCUCCUUCCCGUCCGGACCAAAGCACAAAGAUUUGGAACUAAUCUCUGACUCUUAGACAAGACUGACGCAAUCCUCCAAUGGUCGAGCACUGUCCUGGCCACGUCCUUGCGACUGCUGAGGAAUGGGAAAGGAUGGUUAGUUUUGGACACCUAUGAAAAAUGUAGACAACUCUACGAUCUCUCAGGCCUAGGUGUCACGGGAAUUUGGGUGUUGUUAAGGGUAAACUCCAAAGGAUACGCUUGGUUAACGUUCAGGCACACCAUUGUUAGACUGCUUCGAAUCAGUUGUCUGCCCAAUUCAUCCUGUGGUUUCCUGAUCAUCUUGUUGGCAUUUGGUUGAAUUACUAGAUUCUUCGGUUGAUAAUCUGAAAUAUAAAAUAAUAUUAACCCUUUCUUUCCCACAAGGUUUUUUGACAUUUAAAAAUAGAUAAAAUGGUUUCUAAACAAAUCACCAGAACAAAAGAUGUAUAGUUUUACUCCAAAAUAUCGUUAGAAAUGAAAAAUUUGAUUUUUGAGGUGGAUCACCUGUGAUCCAUUGGGAAGAUGGAUGCACUGAAGGCACAUAUAUACAAAUUUUGUUUUUUUUUUUAUUUGUAUAUUGUUUUUCCUCAAAACUAUAUAGGUAUUUCGUCCAUCACACCUUUAAUUCAUCUUGAGAUUCUAAUCUAGCCCUUCUGCAAAACUUAAUGAAACUUGUCGGACUUCUUACAGUUAUCAUAAGUAGUUAUUCGAACAUGGCUCGCUUAGAAUCUAUGGAUUCUCUUCUCGUACCAUAUAUACCCUCCUGGAUUAAUCUGCGACAUAUUGCCGGCGAUAAAUAGAUAAUAUUAUAUGAAAUAAUGACAUUUUUACAUGAAACACUAUUAACAAUGGCAAAUUUCUUGGAUGUAAACAAACAUGCUAACAAGGAACAGGUUAGAUCAGAAAGUAUAAAAAUGUCGUUAUGUUCCCAAUGGAUCACUGAUGAUCCACAUGUUUGUUCAUUAAAUUAGUGUUUUAUUGUCAACUUGUUUGUAAAACAAUAUUUUAUUGUGGUCAUAUACAUACUAUAGGGCACGUUAGUAUUUUUUUCCGUUGAGAAAAAUGUUCAGGCUUCGGAAUAUCGAAUUUUUGAAUAUUGUUUGAAUUAAAAUAGAAAAAAUACCGACUUUCGCUAAAUCAUUAAGCUCUAGAACAUAAACGAGCAGAGAAAUUUUGACCAAACUUUGCAUAAUAGUUCAUUAAACAUAUACAAACAUCUGAUGAAAAAAUGGAAAUUAUCUAACUUAUCCUGUAUUUGUAUGAACAGUGCAAAGUAGUGGAUCACCUGUGCUACCAUGGGAAAGAAAGGGUUAACAUCGGAUAUUCUUGAUGAAGGCUAAAUGGAUACAUAUAAACGAAACCCACAUCCAAGUUUAGCUUUUAAAACAACUGGUAUGUCAAUUGAAUUAUUUCGUUUUUUCAAAUUUCAUGGUGUUCAGGAUGUUCUAGGUAAUCAAUGAAGUCCCAAAUACAAAUAUCCCAAUUUUUCCCUAAUAGAGGACUCAAUUUGCAACAACUUUGCCAAAGACAGUAUUCUGUUUUAUUGAAUGGGUGAAUUUAUACAGCCGUUUCUAUGUUGGGGUCAUAUAUGACCCCUCCGGUUCCAAAGGAUUAAAGGAUCUCUGGAGAAAUUCCUGAAGGAAACCUCGAAAACAGCACUUGAACAAUCAAUGGAGGAACCUUUAAAGAUAUCCCAAGACAAAUUCCCGAAGAAAUGUCUUGUGGAAUCCAUAGAUGAAUUCCUGCAUCACUGCACUUCCAUCACUCUGUGGAAAAAAAAUCCUGUAGGAAUUGCUCAUACUCAUAUAGUUUACGAAACUAGAAACAAAUCUUAAACAGUCAUCUUGAUUCCACAAAACUGCAAUGCCUAUUUGCAUAUCCACAUAACGGGCCGCUUAAAAGUUAUCUCAAAUCAGCCCCCAUCCAGAAAAAAAUCCUAGCUACGCCAAUGAUUUUACGACUCUGUGUCGAAAAUUGAUAUAACGUUGAGACAAUAUACAUUCUGAAGAAAAAUGAAAAUUUUAUAUUUUUGAAUCGAAAGAAAAAUCGAUUCCGUAGAUUUUGUGGGGCUUCAACAUUGAUUCAAAAAAUCGAUUAAUCGAAACAAAAACAUCGAUGUUGUGAACAUCGAUUUGAAAUUGCCCAACGCUACUUCAAAGGCAACUCGUACUUGAAUAUCUUAGGCGCUUCACAGAAUUUCGGCCUUCAUUAUGGCCAAAAACUUCUCAAUCGGAAAAAGUUCAGGCAAAUGUGAUGGGCAACGCCAUCUUUGAAAUAUUACGGAUCGAAAGAUAAGGUUGACGUUUAAAUGAAUUCAACUGCUUCCUUGCUUUCUCUGAGUCAGCUGCCACCACAUACGACCAAAUUUUUCAGUAAUAUCGGUACUAUGUUUUCAUGGACAACUUUUUUUAUGAUUUCGGAAAACUUUCGACCCACACUGCUGGUGGAAGCAUAGUUGUCCCAUGUGCAUUUUUGGCAAUAUUGAAUUUUUGCAGCCCAUGACCAUAUAUCGUGGGGUACUACCAUAUGGGGAAAUAAAAAUAGGUAGUUUGUUCCGGAAAUUGUUGAAAAAAUGCAUGGCCGAUUUGUAACAUUCUUAAAAGUGGACGCAUAAGCGUCACGUUUCAUUAGAAAUCAUAUGGAACUAUAAAAUCGCUCUAAAACAAAAAAAAUAGUGCUCAAAUUAAAAAUUGGUUGAUGUUAGAACACGAUUCAGCACUUAUACUUCAUAGUUGAGACAAUUUACUUUUUUCGAACUUUGGACGCGAUUUUCUUGAUUGUCUGUUUUUGCACAUGGGACAUUUAUGCGUCCACCGGCAGCACAAGUGUCCGACAAGGAUGACAAAAAAAAAAUAAGACAUCCCCAAUGGUUGAUGAUAACGAGAUGUAAUGUAGUCAGAGCGCGAUGUGUCCUGUUCCCCGUUUUCUGAUAUUAAGUAUUUUAUGAACACACUGUUUAAUUUAAAACCACCACCCAAAAUCGAUUAUAUCUGUGUAUAUGUAUGUAAGUACACCUAUCUGGAAUAUGAGGUACUCACUAUAACAUAUAGGAUUCCAUCUAUUGUUACUCAUCCCGUGUCGGAUGUUUUGUUUUGUUAUAAAUUUUUCAUUGUUUCCUUCAAUAAUUUUCGUCUGUGUACUAUAAUACUUAUGACAGGAUUUUACUUUUGUGGUUCUUCUCCGAACUGUUGUUUUGGUAUAAAAAUACACUCUUUGCCACCGUUAUUUUUUUUAGGAAUAAGGCUGAUGUCGUUUAAUUACCGUUAUUUUCACUCAUAAUUAUUACUAACUAUUAUUAUUAUUAUUAUUGAUUUCCUUUUGUUACGUGUCGAAUGUGACUUGGUUGAAGCAAUAUUAAAUAUUGAUGAAUACUGUUGAAAAUGAG
Aedes albopictus (Asian tiger mosquito) is the source of this 11295-nucleotide messenger RNA. RefSeq names its product ubiquitin carboxyl-terminal hydrolase 32-like. The record is from RefSeq and is a predicted model, not a curated record. Gene Ontology annotation, molecular function: cysteine-type deubiquitinase activity. Gene Ontology annotation, biological process: protein deubiquitination. Lineage: Eukaryota; Metazoa; Arthropoda; Insecta; Diptera; Culicidae. Gene Ontology annotation, cellular component: Golgi apparatus.